Molecule: messenger RNA, 1287 nt
Organism: Xiphophorus maculatus (southern platyfish)
Lineage: Eukaryota; Metazoa; Chordata; Actinopteri; Cyprinodontiformes; Poeciliidae
Exons: 8
Coding region: 181-1116 (311 amino acids)
Source: RefSeq, a predicted model, not a curated record
UUACACUGCUGCCAACAGCCAAUACGGACAGACAACACCCAGGGAGAGCUUCGUUUAGGCUGAGUUAGCUAUAAAAUACACAGGCUAUAGCUAAAUGGCAGAGAAUAUGUUUUUAAAAAUGACACGAGUUGAUUCAUGAGUUGAGCGCCUGCUAGAAGAGAGAUUGUGAUUUAUUAUAAGAUGAGCAGUGCCGGUAAGAAAGAGAGGGAGCAGAAGAGGAAGCUGCAGCACUUUUUGAAUGACUUGGCUUUACUCGGAUCGUUACAGGGAUUUAAAUACUUCCAGCCCUGGCUAAGAGGAAAAGAAGAGCUGCUGCUGACUGUAGUCAAUGAGGAUCUGGGCUGGCGCUCCCCAGGUUUUUUGGUUUCCAGGGUGUCGUCGUACUCGUCCAGCAGCAGCUGCGUGUCACCCAGCAGCAGCUCUCCUAGCCUGGACAGCAGGAGCAGCUCCCCCCUGCCCAGGGAGCCUCGGGGCCCGCCAGAUGUCCAGACGACUAACUCCCAUUCCAGGACGCCGACACAAACCGACAGGGAACCAAACGGUGAGGAGCAUCUUCUCCCAGCCUCUCCCAGUGAGGGGGAGAUAGCCGUACCAGAGGUGAACUGCACUCUGUUUCUCCUGGCCGGUUACGUCAAGUACGGACGCCCGUACGCCUGGAUUCGCUCCAAUCACGAGCGGCUGGUCAGCAUCGGUGGCAUGGAUUCAAUGGUCAAGGACACGCCCAUGAAGCUGAAGUCCAUCACAGACUGGCAGACGAGAGGUAUUCGUGUCUGGGACAUUGUGAGUGAGCUGGUGUGCCUGUGCUCCGUUCCCUCUCCCUCCAACCCCCUCGCCCUGGACAUGCGUUACAUCAAAACCCUUCCCCUCCACGACCGCUUCCUAGUCACAGGAGCCCUCCUCAGCUUCCUGGAGACUUAUCUGAUUUACGGGAAUCGGGACGAGCUGCACUAUGACAAAGUGGUAGAGGAAGUGAAACCCCUGAGGCGUCUGCAUUUCCAGGCCCUGCUGGAGCUACAGCGACUCAGAGAGAGAGCGCUGGAAAGCCCAGUGGCUCCACAAGGCAGGACUCUUCAAGAUGAAAUCCCUUCUGUGCAACAAGUGGCUUUUAUUGAGUGAUGUUUUAUUGGUGCACCGACUGCAGUUUAUUGGUCGAUCGCCGGUUACUGAUCUUUAAAAAACCUGACUUACUGAUUCCGAUUUUGUCCGAUGCCAGUUUUGUUUUUGUCUGAAAUUUCACUAGUUAACUGCAAACGUGCAGACAUGACCUGGUGGGUCGGUUUAUCAGUC